AUUUUACUGUUUACUUAUGAUUACAAAGCAGUGUUGACAGCCCCAUAUGUUUUUUUAUGUGUAGUUCGUAGUGUAAAACAAUUCGUCGUCGUAAAUUGCAAAUAUGUUCAAUCGAGUUUUUAAUCUUUUGAGAGGAAAUUCAGCUUUAGCGUUAGGAGGUCUUCGAAAGAAUGAGUGGAUGCACACGACUUUUUCGGCAAAGCGACCGUUGAUACCGAUAGUGGUUGAAAAUACAGGUAGAGGAGAGCGAUCCUACGAUAUUUAUUCCAGGCUGUUAAAAGAGAGGAUCAUCUGUGUCAUGGGUCCAAUCAACGACGAUGUCGCAUCCGUAGUCGUCGCCCAGCUCUUGUUCCUGCAGUCAGAGAAUUCAAAAAAGCCUAUACACAUGUACAUCAAUAGCCCCGGUGGAGUAGUGCCAGCAGGUUUGGCCAUAUACGACACAAUGCAGUAUAUCUCAUCGCCAGUGGCGACUUGGUGUAUUGGCCAGGCUUGCAGCAUGGGCAGUUUGCUCUUGACGGCGGGUUCAAAAGGCAAACGCUACUCUCUCCCCAAUGCGCGGAUCAUGAUACACCAACCGUCAGGAGGUGCUUCGGGCCAAGCAACAGACAUCCUGAUACAGGCCGAAGAGAUAAUCAAGUUGAAAAAGCAGAUCAACAUGUUGUACGCCAAGCACACUGGCCAACCGGCCAAAGUCAUCGCAGAAAUGGUGGAAAGAGAUCAUUUCAUGUCGCCAACUGCUGCAAAGGAAUUCGGACUCAUAGAUCAUGUACAGGGUGGAGAAGUAAACGAGUUCUCAUCUAUACCUCUAACGGCUCCUUCGCCUUCGGCAAAUCCAAAUGCGGUAUCCCCGAUUAAAUUGUGAUUGAUAAAAUUCAAUAAAAUUAUUAGGUACUAGAAAUAUGACUUAAUUGAAACCCCCUUUACAAUAUGUUUAAAAUUGAACUGUAAAUAAAAAAUUCCAUUGUUAUCUUUUUUAAA
Cimex lectularius (bed bug) is the source of this 978-nucleotide messenger RNA. RefSeq names its product ATP-dependent Clp protease proteolytic subunit (gene ClpP). Gene Ontology annotation, molecular function: serine-type endopeptidase activity; ATPase binding; ATP-dependent peptidase activity. The transcript has a single exon. Gene Ontology annotation, biological process: protein quality control for misfolded or incompletely synthesized proteins. Gene Ontology annotation, cellular component: endopeptidase Clp complex. NCBI's taxonomy places the organism in Eukaryota, Metazoa, Arthropoda, Insecta, Hemiptera, Cimicidae. The record is from RefSeq and is a predicted model, not a curated record. The coding region runs from base 104 to 862 and encodes 252 amino acids.